Polypterus senegalus (gray bichir) is the source of this 1418-nucleotide messenger RNA. RefSeq names its product myb-like protein X. The coding region runs from base 299 to 1285 and encodes 328 amino acids. The record is from RefSeq and is a predicted model, not a curated record. The transcript has 17 exons. Lineage: Eukaryota; Metazoa; Chordata; Cladistia; Polypteriformes; Polypteridae.
UCAACUUUACUUGCAUAUGACGUUGCACAGGAAAUGCAAAAUGUGACUAGUCCAAAAUAAGUGUACUGUAUAUGAGGAAACAGAAGUUCCUGUAACUUGGCUGUCAUUUUUUUGAAAGAAGAUAGACUGAAAAAGAGAAGUUUACAGAUAUGAGUGAAGGCAACACGAGGCAUGCUUAGUUAUGAAGGCUUAGUGUUUUUAAUACUAACUCUGGAAAUAAUUGUAGCAACUGUUUAAGCGUUUUCUGUUCCAUCAAUUUAUUGGAUCAAUCCUUCUCUUUCUUGUUGAUAGAUGAAGCAUGAAUUUAAAGAAUUCUAUACCACAUAAUGAAGAGAAAAUAGAUUAUGAUUCAAUAGGAAGAGGUGCUGCAUGUGUCAUCAUUAUUGUAGGAGUCAUUUGUUGCUGCUAUAGAGCCAAAAAGAAAGGUGAAGCAGAUGAAACAGACUAUGCCAUAAUAGCUGCACUAAAACCUGAAGAAGAUGCUGACAAGAAUGUUAAAGAACCAGACUAUGCAGACGUAAAUGAAUUGAAGCCAUUAGAGGAAAAUAACACUGACUGCAAAGAACCUGAUUAUGCAGUGGUGGAGAAUCCUGCAUUGCCUCUGGAGGAAGAUGGCAACCAUAAUGGCAAAGAAUCAGACUAUGCAGAAGUCAAGGACCUGAAAGCAUCAGAAGAAGAUGAUACUAACUGUAAAGAAUCUGAUUAUGCGCUUGUGCAGAAUCCAUCACUAACAGAAAAUGUUAACGAGAAUGAGAAAGAAAACGAAUAUGCAGAUGUGAAUGAACUGAAAGCAUUGGAAGAAAAUAAUGCUGACCUUAAAGAAUCUGAUUAUGCAGUUGUGAAAAAGUCAGCCUCAAUUUCUGCAGAGGGUGAAGUUCAAGGUAAAAAUGACCCUGACUAUGCAGAAGUAGGCAGAUCAAGUAAGGAUACAAAUGGUGGACAGAUUAUAACAGAGUCUGACUAUGCAAAUGUAGAUGAACUAAAAUUGGCAGAAACUGAUGGAAUAAAUGCUGAAAAGUCUGACGAUGCUUUUGUGAAUACCACACAAUCAGAUGAUAAAGAUGCAACAAAUAUUGUAGAACCAAACUACACAGAAUUUUGUGAAAUCCAAGCAACUCAGAAUGAGAAUAACAGAGAAUCAGUCUAUAACGAUGUGCAGUCUUUGGAAGAUGAGGAAGAAGAUAACAACAGAGUGACAGUCAAUGAUGUGGGGCAGUCACUGAAAGAUGUGGAAGAAGAGAUUCUUCAAGGUGAAGCUGAAAUGGAGCAGAACCACACAACAUGACAAUUUAAUGAAACACAUAAACAUGUCUACGAAAGAACAGUUUAAAGAAAAAAAUUAAACACUAGAAUUUUGAAAAGGUUUCAUCAAAGUCCACAAGUAAAUCCCAUUAAAAUAUUGAGCUAUGAUCAAUAUG